Ctenocephalides felis (cat flea) is the source of this 1193-nucleotide messenger RNA. Its product is annotated as gastrula zinc finger protein XlCGF8.2DB-like. The transcript is spliced from 3 exons. Gene Ontology annotation, molecular function: DNA-binding transcription factor activity; RNA polymerase II cis-regulatory region sequence-specific DNA binding. Bases 90 to 1193 code for a protein of 367 amino acids. Gene Ontology annotation, biological process: regulation of transcription by RNA polymerase II. The record is from RefSeq and is a predicted model, not a curated record. NCBI's taxonomy places the organism in Eukaryota, Metazoa, Arthropoda, Insecta, Siphonaptera, Pulicidae.
ACAAUAAAUAUGCCAUCAAAUAAAUCAACUAGGCAUGUAAAACAAAACACAAACCCUAAAAAAGCACAUUCAAAAAUAAUAUUUUCAAUAUGUUUAAUCAACAGUUAUCAGAGAUAUGUAUUAAAAAAGAGCCAGACGAUGACCUAACCUCAAAAUCCACAUUUAUUUCAGAAUUUGUAAAGAACUAUGGUGAUAUUAAAAAAGAAGAGGAUUGUGAUAGCUUAGGAUAUAAUGGAGAUUGUGAUCUGUUUUAUUUUGAAAUUUUAGAUAAAGAUUCUAUGUUGGAUGUUCAUGUCAAAGAUGAAAUCCUCCCAGAUUCAUCCUGCGAAGAGCUCCUAGAUGCUGACAUCUGCAGGGAUUUUGUUCAUUGCACCGAUUGUGAUAUUUUUUUCUGUGAUGAACAAUCUUUGAUUUAUCACAAAUUAGCCAAAAGAUGUACAAAGUACAAAUGUUUUAUUUGCCAUAAGAAGUUUCAUUUGAAAAUGGAUUUGGAUAAACAUAACAAAAUUCACAAGACUAUUUUUAAAUGCACGAACUGUGGAGAGACUUUUACAUUGGAGAACCAGUUUAGGGCACACUUGAGGAGUCAUAUGGAAAAACCUACUUGCUCAGUUUGUGGUAAAUCCUUUACUAGACUCGAGUACCUCCCAAUCCAUAUGAGACAGCACAGUGGUGAACGUCCAUUUCAGUGCCAAUAUUGCUCCAAAACCUUUGCCCGUAAACAUGGCCUGGAGUACCAUAUUCGUGUCCACACUGGUGAGAAGCCUUAUACUUGUGAAGUAUGUUCAAAAGCCUUCUCACAAUCAUCAGUUUUGCUAACCCACAUGAAACAACACAAUGAAACAAAGAACCACAAAUGCAAAUUGUGCAGCAGAUCUUUUCCUUCUCCAAAACUUUUGCAGAGUCACUUAAAAAUGCACAAGAGUGAGAAGAUUUUUAAGUGCGUCAAGUGUGAGAAAGUUUUUACUCAAUCGAGUUCUUUGAAUCUCCAUAUGAAGUGUCAUCAAGAAAAGGAGUAUAAGUGUGAAGUUUGUGGGAAGGAGUUUGCUUUGAAUAAUUAUUUGACUGUUCAUAUGAGGACUCAUACCAAAGAGAAGCCUUUUCAGUGCGAGUGGUGCUUUGCUAAGUUUACCCAAGGGAGUAGCCUUUCUUUGCACAAGAAGAAGUCUUGUAAGGGAAAGGAACGAGAAUAA